This is a messenger RNA of Nelumbo nucifera (sacred lotus), 1682 nucleotides long. RefSeq names its product protein ECERIFERUM 2-like. The record is from RefSeq and is a predicted model, not a curated record. Lineage: Eukaryota; Viridiplantae; Streptophyta; Magnoliopsida; Proteales; Nelumbonaceae. Gene Ontology annotation, molecular function: acyltransferase activity, transferring groups other than amino-acyl groups.
GCCAUCUCGUUAGCAGUACCCAAGUGGAGAUGUGAACGCAAUGAUGCCAUUAAAAACUCUCCAACGAUCUUGAAAAGAUUCACUGCACCAACCUUUCUCUCCAGCCUCCAUAUAAGCAACUACCCAUAGGCCAUAACCACCUCUCUCUCUCUCCCUCUCUUCCUUUCCAUCCCUCCAUCGCCCUUUUCCGGCCCCCUCUGGUCAUGGCUCCGGCGGAAGUCGAAGACCCAGUUUAUGACAUAAAGCUGUCGUCGGUGGUACCGGCGUCAAUAACUGGAGAAGACAGAGUUCAUGAGUUCAGUAGCAUGGAUUUGGCGUUGAAACUUCAUUACCUCAGAGGUUUGUACUUCUUCAAGAGCAACAUGGUCCAAGGUCUCACGAUCUACGACUACAAGAAACACUUGUUUAAAUGGCUGGAGAUCAAUGGCGUCCUCUCUGGCAGGAUUCGGAGAUCGGAGUCGGGCCGGCCGUCCAUCAAGUGCAACGAUGGUGGCGUGAGAGUCAUCGAAGCUCAGUGCAGCAACACCCUUGACCAGUGGUUAGAGAUGAACGAUUACUCUCUCCAUAGACGCCUUUUUCCGAACCAAGUCCUCGGUCCUGACUUGGGUUUCUCUCCUUUGAUUCUUGUGCAGUUUACUUGGUUCAAAUGUGGAGGAGUAUCAGUGGGCCUAAGCUGGGCCCAUGUCCUUGGAGAUCCAUUCUCAGCUUCAAGACUCAUCAACAUCUGGGCCCAAAUGCUGUCCGAUCGUCUUCCACCCAAAUCAUUCAACCUCCCAAAAGCAGAGCCCAAACCCCAAAUGCCCGAAACCCCGGUUCAUGAUGGCUCAGAACCAGUCUCAGUGAAACAGGUCGAACCCGUGGGAGAACACUGGUUAGUCGCUAAUAACUGCCAAAUGGAGACAUUCUCCUUCCAACUGACUUCCGCAGAACUGACUAACUUGCACUCAAAGAUGAGAAAUCAAACUGGUAAAACCCCAACAUUUGAAUCGCUCUCAGCUAUAAUCUGGCAGAGCUUAGCAAGGGUUAGAGGAAAACCAGAGCCAAGAACGGUCACUGUUUAUCGGAAAGGUCGCCAUGAUGGGGAGUUGGGCAACAACCAGGCAGUGAGCGUAGUGAAGGCAGACUUCUCUAUUGCAGAUGCCAGUGCGUCAGAACUAGCACAGAUGUUGGUUGGACGAUCAGUGGAGGAGAAUAGCAAGAUUGAGAAGGCAGUAGAGAGAGACCAGGGGCUGACUGACUUUAUUGCACUGGGCGUAAACCUGACAUUUGUGAAUUUGGAAGAGGUCGAGCUUUAUGGACUGGAGUUCAGGGGACAGAAGCCUAUCUAUGCGAACUGUCUGAUCGACGGAGUUGGCGAUGAAGGCGUUGUGUUGGUGCUUCCAGGCCCAGAAUCAGGCAGUAUUGCUGAAGGUAGAGGAGGAAGAACGGUGACUGUGACGCUGCCAGAAAACCAAGUUGCCCAGCUGAAAAAUGAGCUUCAGAGAGAAUGGUGCAUUAGCGUCUGAACACUAUGCUUAGAUCUUAUGGUGGUGAUGUUGGUUUGAAUGUUUUAUCUCUAUUUUUUCGGUGUGUAGGUCUGAAUUGUUGAAGAAUAACAUUUUCAUUUUUUUUUUUAUUUUAAAGUUUGAACAUGAUUAUGAAUUUAUGAUGGGGCGGAGUUAAUUGCAUUCUGGUUUGCAACA